This is a messenger RNA of Agelaius phoeniceus (red-winged blackbird), 1576 nucleotides long. RefSeq lists its product as uncharacterized. The record is from RefSeq and is a predicted model, not a curated record. Gene Ontology annotation, cellular component: cytoplasm. Gene Ontology annotation, molecular function: glycosyltransferase activity. Lineage: Eukaryota; Metazoa; Chordata; Aves; Passeriformes; Icteridae.
AUGACUGUAACUUCAAUGCUUGCAGUUUCUUAUCUGAAGUUACAGAGACUUUCUCAUCAGCCAAAAGUAAUUCAAGAAGGUAGAAGAUGUAGAGGGAAGAUUGCCAUUAGCACAAUAACACCAUUAGAAGGUAACAAAACUUUUAUUAUAUCCCCAUACUUUGAUGACAGAGAAAGCAAAGUCACUCGUGUGAUUGGGAUUGUUCACCAUGAAGAUGUAAAACAACUGUACUGCUGGUUCUGCUGUCAGGUCAAUGGAAAAAUAUAUGUAUCAAAAGCAAAAAUUGAUGUUCACUCAGAUAGAUUUGGAUUCCCUUAUGGUGCUACAGAUAUAGUUUGUUCGGAACCUAAAAAUUGUGAUCCAACACAUGUAUCAAUUCAUCAGUCUCCAUAUGGAAAUAUUGACCAGCUGCCAAGCUUUGAAAUUAAAAAUCGCAAGCCUGAGACCUUUUCUGUUGACUUCACUGUGUGCAUUUCUGCCAUGUUUGGAAACUACAACAAUGUCUUGCAGUUUAUACAGAGUAUGGAAAUGUAUAAGAUUCUUGGAGUACAGAAAGUGGUGAUCUAUAAGAACAACUGCAGCCAUCUGAUGGAGAAAGUCUUGAAGUUUUAUAUAGAAGAAGGAACUGUUGAGGUAAUUCCCUGGCCAAUAAACUCACACCUCAGGGUUUCUUAUUCAUGGCGCUUCUUGCAAGAUGGGACACACAUUGGCUACUACGGACAAAUCACAGCUCUAAAUGACUGUAUAUACCGUAACAUGGAAAGGAGCAAGUUUGUGGUCCUUAAUGAUGCUGAUGAAAUAAUUCUUCCCCUUAAACACCCAGACUGGAAAACAAUGAUGAACAGUCUUCAGAAGCAAAACCCAGGGGCUAGUGUUUUCCUCUUUGAGAACCAUAUCUUCCCAGAAACCGUAUCUUCUCACACAUUCAACAUUUCAUCUUGGAAUACUGUGCCAGGUGUUAACAUAUUACAGCAUGUAUACAAAGAACCUGUCAGGACUAAGGUAGAGAAUCCCAGGAAAAUGAUAGUUGAUCCACGAAAGGUGAUUCAGACUUCAGUCCAUUCUGUCCUACGUGCUUUUGGGAAGAGUGUGUAUGUUCCUGUGGAUGUUGCCCUCAUUUAUCACUGUCGGAAGGGCCUUCAAGGAAACCUUCCCAGAGAAUCUCUCAUCAGGGAUACAACACUGUGGAGAUAUAACUCAUCAUUAAUCAUGAAUGUUAACAAGGUUCUAUCUCAAACCAUGCUGCAAACUCAAAAUUGAGAUCUCAGUUAUAAGGAGUGAAAGUGGAGGGCUACCUGUACUGUGGGAAGACAGAGGAUAUAAUUUAAAAAUCACAUUACAUUGAUUUUCACAUGGAGUCAACAUUUUUCUGCAAUUAUUUAGGGAAUAUAUAGCAAAGCCAUGAAUCACUUAAUGAUAACAAGGGUCAAUGCAGAUUGCAGCAUCUCCUCUGGGAAAUGUACAAUUUGUUUUCAGUUAAUAAUAAAAAUCAGUAUUUGUCAACUGAUUCAAAUAAUGCAAAUAGUUUUCAACCUAUGUACAAAAAGUACAAAUACAAUCAUUAGUAUUAAAGGUA